AUGGAUGACAUUCUGCAUACAAACGUCGAGUCAGCACAUGACGGAAGCACCCCACGUGCCUCGCAGCGCAAUUCACCAGAACCUGCACUAGGACCGCAGGAUUCUGCAUCACAAGUCAGAGGACCAGCAUCCUCGACACCAUCACUCGUACCAGCCUACGUCCCACCCAUCUGGGAGUUUGAUGGACACCAAUUCGAGCACCUGGAAGAUGCUCUCAGACAAUCCGCUCCCGGAGAAGUCCCAGACCACAUCCGUGAAUGGGUAAUCAUCGCAAUGAAGCUCACGGUCACUACUGAGAUCGCCAAGGUCUACAAUGUGCUCAGAAACAAGAUGUACGAGCACAAGAAAGCCUUUGAAUCAACGAUCCAAAACAACAAGAGCGAACACCGACUCAAGGAGGGGAUGCUCCAGACGGAGAUCGGGAAGCUCAAGGAUACAAUCCUCACGCAAGAUGCGCAUGUGACAGUUUUGAACGACGAGCUCACAGGAACCCAGGUGGCAAUGCUCGAUAUAGGCAAAGAAAUGAUGGAAAUCAAGGCAGCUAACGUCAAGCUGCGACAUGAGCUAGCUUCGCUCAAAGCAAGCGGCGUCACUACGAUGCAAGGUCAAACAUCCAGCACGGUCCAAUCGCACAAACCCCGCAUCAAAAUUGCUGAGCCUCCACACUACUCGGGCAAAGGAAGUCUGGAGGAUUGGCUCCAACAACUCGGUAUAUGGAUGCGGUGGAAUGAGAUCAAUGACGACGAGCACAAGAUCACCACGGCCUUGCUGCAUUUGGAAGGUGGCGCAUUCACAUACAUGUCCGAAUAUGCGACCAGAGCAGCAGCACAGCAGGCACUUGGCACAUGGGAAGACUUCGUCAACAUUCUCAAAGUAAACUACAGGAUCCUCGACCCGGACAAGGAUGCACAGCAGCAUUUGAAGGAUAUCUGUGGCAAGACGUAUCCCACGAUGGUAUCCUUUGCAGAACAGUUCCGUCAAUGGGCCACUAAGACCAACUUAGGGCACACUGCACUCAUCGGUUACAUCGCUGAACACCGAAGCAAGGACGUACGCCAGGCAAUGGUCACACGAGACAGUCUAGGAAUUUCUGACCCCAUCACAUGGCCAGAAUAUCUCGACCUAUGCCUUCAAUUAGAGUCCAAGUUCAGAGCCGACAAGGCAGGACAACGUGGAACGGUUACGACAUCAUCAUCAUCGGCAUCACGGGCCUCGAAAGACCCCAACGCAAUGGUCGUGGAUCGAGUAUCCACCCUCACCAAGGAACAAGAAGGAUGGCUGGAGAAGAAGCUACCCCAAGUACAAAGGCAAAUUCGAAAUGCCGAAGCGGGGACAAGCAGCAAGGGCAAUUUCUUCAAACGUGGCCUCAGACAUCUCCGACGACAGCAAGGCGAGAUAUGA
Molecule: messenger RNA, 1401 nt
Organism: Laetiporus sulphureus 93-53
Lineage: Eukaryota; Fungi; Basidiomycota; Agaricomycetes; Polyporales; Laetiporaceae
Exons: 2
Coding region: 1-1401 (466 amino acids)
Source: RefSeq, a predicted model, not a curated record